Molecule: messenger RNA, 1648 nt
Organism: Aphidius gifuensis
Lineage: Eukaryota; Metazoa; Arthropoda; Insecta; Hymenoptera; Braconidae
Product: procathepsin L-like
Exons: 3
Coding region: 1-1065 (354 amino acids)
Biological process (GO): immune response
Cellular component (GO): lysosome
Molecular function (GO): cysteine-type endopeptidase activity
Source: RefSeq, a predicted model, not a curated record
AUGAUGAUGACAAUGAUUCUGGGAUUAUUUAUUUCCAUAAUGAUUUUUGGUUCAAGUGAAAGCCAGGCUUUUUUUAAUUUUGAAAAUGAAGCCAAGUCUCUUAUCCAUCAAGAGUGGAAAUCAUUUCAGUUGGAAUAUAAUAAAAAUUAUGAGACACCAAUUGAAAAAAAAUACAGAAUGAAAGUAUUUAUGCAUAACAAAGGAUUAAUUGCCAAGCACAAUGCAAGAUAUGCCCUCAACAAGACAUCAUUUAAAUUGGAAUUAAAUAAAUUUGGUGAUUUGUUACGUUAUGAUUUUGUAAAUCGUAUGAAUGGUUUUAACAGAUCAACAAUAAACAGAAAUAAAUUAUUGGGUAAACCUGAUGAGCCAGUACCAGCUCAUUUUGUACCACCAGCAAAUGUUGAUUAUCCAACAAAUGUCGACUGGAGAAAAUUGGGUGCAGUAACAUCAGUCAAGGAUCAAGGACAGUGUGGUUCUUGUUGGGCAUUUUCAACAACUGGUGCUCUUGAAGGACAACAUUUUCGUGAAAAAGGAUAUCUUGUAUCAUUGAGUGAACAAAAUUUAAUUGAUUGUUCAAGUGAUUAUGGUAAUGAUGGAUGUAAUGGUGGACUUAUGGACAAUGCAUUUGAGUAUAUCAAAGACAAUAGAGGCAUUGAUAAUGAAAAAAGUUAUGAGUAUGAAGCAAGACAAGGAAAAUGUAGAUAUAAUAAAAAAUCUAGUGUUGCUGAUGAUGCUGGUUUUGUUGAUAUUGCUAAUAAUGAUGAAAAACAACUUAUGCAAGCUGUUGCAACUGUUGGACCAAUAUCAGUUGCAAUUGAUGCAUCACAUCAUUCAUUUCAAUUUUAUUCUCAAGGAGUAUAUGAUGAGCCAGACUGUUCAACAACUGAACUUGAUCAUGGUGUUUUGGUAGUUGGUUAUGGUACUGAUUCUGAUACUGGCAAAGAUUAUUGGCUUGUUAAAAAUAGCUGGGGUGAAAAUUGGGGUGAGAAGGGAUAUAUUAAAAUGUCAAGAAAUAAAAAUAAUCAAUGUGGUAUUGCUUCAUCUGCUAGUUAUCCUCUUGUUUAAUCAACAUCAUCAUCAUCAUCAACAUCAUCAUAUUAAAAGAUAAAUAUUUAUAAUAAUAUUUUAAUAAUAAAUUUAAUUUACAUUUACAUAUUUUUUAAUUCUAUAUUUUCUGUAAUAUAUUAUUAUUCAUUUAAAAGUAAAUUUAACCAGUGGCAUAGAAAGAGAAAAAAAAAUUAAUAUAUUGUAGAAUCUAGAUGAUAACAGAUGAUACAAAAUUUUUGACUAGAUUAUAUAUUUGUUCAUGAAAUUUCGAAACAAAUAUUUUUAGAUAAUAAAUUUGUAUGACAAAAAAUGUUUACCCAACUAAUAUUAUUUUCUGAUAAGCUUCUUCUGAUAAUUUUAUCAUUUUUUUUUUUUUUUUUUAAUCAUUUUAUGGCAACUAGAAUUUUUUUUUUCACAUGGAAUUUUUUUUUCAAAUUAAAUACAAUUUAAUAAUAAUAAUAAUAAUUUUAAAUAAUAUUUUGUAUUAUUUAAAAGUGAUGACCUUGUAUUUGAAAAUAAAUUCCUCAACUAUGAUAAAAUUUAUCAACAAAUAAAAAUGUUUUUUUUAAGCAAUAAAGAUAAUAUUAAUGUUAAAAAAAAA